Saitoella complicata NRRL Y-17804 is the source of this 1208-nucleotide messenger RNA. RefSeq lists its product as uncharacterized. The transcript has a single exon. Gene Ontology annotation, cellular component: nucleus. Gene Ontology annotation, biological process: error-prone translesion synthesis; error-free translesion synthesis. The record is from RefSeq and is a predicted model, not a curated record. Gene Ontology annotation, molecular function: DNA-directed DNA polymerase activity; deoxycytidyl transferase activity. Bases 268 to 1065 code for a protein of 265 amino acids. NCBI's taxonomy places the organism in Eukaryota, Fungi, Ascomycota, Saitoellomycetes, Saitoellales, Saitoellaceae.
GGCAAAGUCGUGAUCGACAGCUGGUACGCUCGGACCCUGGUUUUGGACGGUGAGAACGGGUGCUUUCACGAAACGUUUGAUACGUACAGCUGGACACACCUAGCAACAAGAGCCGAUCUCUUGCCGAACAGACAGUUUUACCUCACAACCCUCGAGCUCGCGUGAGCUGCCUCACCCCGGUCAUCGGGCGCGACCGAAGCAACCCGCAGCACAAACAAACCACCAAACAUCUCCGUCACCGCCCAACGAGGCCUCCAACCCAAACAAAUGACAAACACCCUCGACCGCUACCUCAUCUCCACAAAACCCCACCCCGCCCCUCCUACCAAAAAGUCAUCCUCCUCCUCCUCUGCCAUCCGAAACAUCUCAAACAAGGAAAACAACCCAUUCACAACCACCCGCCGAAAACCAUACGACGUUUUUAAAUCAGCUGGAUCUGGGCACGAAGUAAGUGAUGGGCGAGCGAGGGGAGCGGGAUAUCUGGCGCAUCGAAACGCGAAAUUGAGGAGACAGUUUGCGGUGCCGAUGGGGAGUGCGCAUACAACCCUACAACUACAGCGGAAUGAGUCGACCGACUCCACUACCUCCACCAAUAGUGAGGCAUCAUCAAUAACUUCGACGAGUACAACUGCGUCAUCCAUGUCCUCGACCUCGGCAAUAGAGAAGCAGCCAGGCAGUAAAGACGAAUUCCCCCAAAUCUUCAAAGGCUGCACCCUCUACUUCAACGGCUACCUCGGCCCCUCCUACUCCGACCACCGCCUAAAACGCCUCAUCGCACUCCACGGUGGCUCCAUCUCCUCGACCUAUCGUAUCAAAUCCUGUACGCACGUGAUCGUGGGGCAAACUGGGUUAGCCGCCAAUAAGAUUCAGAAAGAGUUGGGUAGAGCGGGGGGUGGAGGUGUGAAGUUUGUGGGGGUGGAGUGGGUUGUGGAGAGUCUUGAGGGGGGAAGGAGGUGUAGGGAGAGUGGGUAUCGGGUGGGGUGUUUGACUGGGGGGGUGCAGAGGAGUGUUGUGGAGGGGUUUGCGGUGGAGGAGGAGAAGGAGAAGGAGAGUGCGCCGGUAUAGAAGGGCCGAGGUGUUGAACUUACACUGAUAACUGCUUGAAUUCCGGAUAAUCAAAAGAAUUAUAAAGUCCAUUUACAGCUCGCCUACAGAUACUUUCCCACGCAUCCUACUGAACCAAAAUCACUGCUCCCCAAACCUCUCUC